UUGUUUUUCUAAUUUUUUUUCCAAUGUGUCAAGUAAUUAUUUGUUUUCUUAUGCUUUAAUUGUGUUGCUGUCCUGGGGCUCCGGAGGUGUGUUUGUGAACAGAGUCCCCAGGGCCAGCAUACUCAGGGGACUCUUCUCCAGGUUCCUCUCUGCAGUGUGAUGGAAGGUUUGGGAAUCGCUUCCGUACGUGAUGACGUAAAUACAACGCGUCACGGACAUGUGUCUAGCUAGUUUUCGUAAACAAAAAAAAUAAUGUUUGAAAGGAUUUACGCCUUGAAGUGAUUAUAUAUGGAUGAUAAAGAAUACUGUAUCUAUAAUGUUAACUAUAGCUACGCCAUCCACCCCAUUAGCUAACUAGAGUAACUAUAUGCUAGCUAGUUAGCUAGCAUGCUAGCUAGCUCGUUUUUAACCAUCAUCUUCGCCUUCUCUCAAAAAAAAGUUUGAUAUUAAAUGGACAUUUAUUUUAACGACAGGUCGUAGUGCUCUCCGUUUAAAAUUUUAAAUAUCCGUGAUUAAAUGUGAAAAGAAGGACCGCGACGGACUAAACACGUAUGAAGGAAUGUAGCUAGUUAGCUGACGCCAGUAGGUAUGCUAUAGCCAGUUGUACGAGCUAAGCACACCGAAAUCAUUCGGCUAGUAUUUGCGCCGCGAUACUUUGACUUGUUAACCAGCCAGCUAUUGUGGUGUCAAGUUGAAGGACUCCAUUGUCCGGUGCAUUUUGAGUAGUCUGUUCCCCAGAAAAUCGCAUCGAGCCGUCAUCAUCAUCAUCAUCUCUCGAAUGGAACGGUGACAAAGAUGCUGAAGAUUCUCCUUGUCCUUUGUACGCUCGGCUGUGCUCUUGUUACUUGGGAUGGAGUCGAUGCAGACGGUGAAUUGCUCAAAAUGAUACCCUCUGCAGAUGGCGUGUCGUUCAUCCGGCUCGUCAAUGGGGACAGUGAGUGUUCGGGGCGUGUGGAGGUGCUCCAGAGAAACCAGUGGGGGACGGUGUGUGACCACGGCUGGGACCUGAGGGAGGCUGACGUGGUGUGCCUGGAGCUGGGCUGUGGGCUGGCCGAGAACGCCCUCCGUGGAGCUGCAUUUGGCAGGGGCUCCAGAGAGAUCUGGCUGAGGCACGUCCAGUGCUCUGGCCACGAGGCGAGCCUGACGCGAUGUCCCAGGGUCCUCCACAGUUACCUCACCUGCACCCAUAAUAAUGACGCUGGGGUGAAAUGCUCAGGUACACUGUUGAUGCCCACCCUGUCCCUGCUCUCCCCUCACACUGUCUUCUCUGCCGGGGAGGCGGUUCGCUUCAGCUGUACUGUGCUACUGGGCCACCACCUGAAUGACUUCCACCUGUAUAAGAGGGGCAUAGCCACCCCGUUGGUGACUCAGAGGGUGGACUCUGCCCAGACCAGGGUGGAGCUGACUCUAUCAGACCUGGAGGCUACCCACCAGGGCAGCUACAGCUGUCUGUACAGGAUCAAGGGCAGCUCUCCCUCCUCCCUGCUCAGCUCUCCACCCAGCAACUCUAUCAACAUCACUGUGGUGGAGCUGCACACCCCUCGGCACUGGCACAACACGUCCAUCGAGGCUCCCACAGGCUCUGUCAUCAAAGGCCACAGCUUCAACAUCACCUGCUCCACUGAGCAGCAGUACCCUGGAGGUUCUUUCCAGCUGCGUCUGAUCCGUUCCAACGGCACGGUGCGACAGUCGCUGCCUGCCCUCUCUCCCUUCGUCACCUUCACCUUUUCAAACGCACAGCGCUCCAACGAGGGCUACUAUUACUGCCUCUACAAGGUCCAGCUGGGCGGGAGAACCUUCAUGUCCCGGGAGAGCCAACCGCUCCCUAUCUCCAUCAGAGACCCAGACCCAGUGUUGAGCCCUAUGAUGAUCAGCUGGCUGGCGUCUGCUCUGACCUUCCUCGUGGCUCUCCUCAUCAUCAUCAUCAUCGUUGCCAGAGUGCUCUGCAAGAGGGAGAAGAAACCCUCGGAGCUAGAGAGAGAGACCAGAACCUGUGUGGAGAACACUUACGUUGCCUUAGCAAUAAAAUUGUGAGCUGCUCUGUUUUUGAGAGAACCAUUAAAGAUGGAACCAUGGAGAGACAUUCCUGAGCUGACAAACCUUCCUGAAGGAGGAUGAGGAUGGCUCUGGAGCGCAGGUGCAGAAGACACAAGACCAAGUUACAGAAAACACUACGAAGGAGACAUCGACACGAAAUGCCUCAAUCUCUCAGCAUCUACUAGUAGUACCUGGUAGAAUCCUGCAUUAGAACAUGACAGCAGCACUUGUAGGUAGAGUAAUUGUUAGGUCAUCAUCUAUAUACCAGGUACACUGUAAUAAACACUACAAUCAACUAUGAAAAGGGCAUUGACUAUAAUGACCCUUUCUGGACACAUUGGCCUUUCUGGACCAGUUCUCAGGCCAGCUACAACUGACAAUUAUGGACAUGAAAUAUAACACUGUGUUCCAAUGAUUUAAAAUAUCCAAUGUAGCGGUUUUUAUCUCUCAAAUCAUUUCUGUGUAACAAUUAAGUACUUUACUGUGAUUUGUUUUCAAAUAAAAUGAUCAAAAAUGAACAAAAAAAAUAGCUUAUUUU
Messenger RNA from Oncorhynchus kisutch (coho salmon), 2575 nucleotides. RefSeq lists its product as uncharacterized. Gene Ontology annotation, cellular component: plasma membrane. The coding region runs from base 796 to 2034 and encodes 412 amino acids. The record is from RefSeq and is a predicted model, not a curated record. Gene Ontology annotation, molecular function: serine-type endopeptidase activity. NCBI's taxonomy places the organism in Eukaryota, Metazoa, Chordata, Actinopteri, Salmoniformes, Salmonidae. Gene Ontology annotation, biological process: zymogen activation. The transcript has 7 exons.